AUGUCUCCUUCAAAGCGUACCUUAUCCUCAGCUACACGCCGCGCAGACGCGCAUUCGAAGGCCAAAGGCGCCGCCAAGAAAGCGGAAAAGGGAGCAGUGGCACACCUCCCGCCAGAAAGUCCUGGCAAUACCAAAAUAGGAAUCCCCGCCAGCCGCUUCAUAGAUUGGGGCGAGGGCCUGAGACUCGAUACACUUGCUGACUUGAUAAUGGAUGAGACAAUCCCUUUGAGCUGCUGGCUAAUCGCUGAGCUGCCUGAGGAGAGGGGGAGGAAGGAAGAGAAGAAGGAUAAGAAGAGAAAGGAGAAAAAGAAGAAGGGGCUAGGAAGUGAUCCUUCGCUAGUGUCCUCCACAAGCAAAAGAUCAGUACCAAGCGCCUCUCCCGCGCCCCAGAAGACCAACACGGUGCCUUUCCCUGUGAGCACCCGUGCUGAAAGAGAAGCAGAUUCAGCGGGUCUAUAUAGUACCACAUCGCUGCCGAUUCCUCCGAACCCGAACGCAGACGACCCGAGGAUGGCGGCGGCCCUGCAGCGGCACUACGACGACGACUCGUCGGACGACGAAGACGACGAUACCAAACCCCCUCUCCGGGUGCCCUGGCUCACCGGAGACGAUGUGCUCCGGCGGAUGCGCAGGGGCGACCCCGAGGACACAUGGGAGCGCCCGCCAGGGCCGGACGACCUCCUCGAGCCAGGCGAGGAGCGCCCGGCGCUGACGAUUACGGCCGAGGAGACGAUGCGGUUGGGGGACUAUUGGGACAGGAAACAUCCGCCGCCCAAGCCGAUGCCUCACUUCGCGACGGUCACCGAUUUCUUGGUGUGGAGACGGGAGGAAAACAGAAAAGAAGCGGCGGCUGCCGCUUUAGCUGCUGAGGAGCAGCAGACUAGUGAGGGGACCUCUGGGGAACCAUCGAGGCCGGUAACAGAGCACAGAGAUCCCUCCACAGUCCACGUCCGCUCGCAGCUGACGACCGAUGAGGCACUGCGGUACCUCGACGAGCUGAGGCCGGAUAAGCCUUUACCGCCACCGACAAAUCCGGUCGCGUCGGGGAAGCUCCACGCCCAGAUGCGGGAUACGGUCGAACGGGUCAAGGCGACCGUGGCCGCGCGGGAAGGGGAGGAGCCUCCGUGCGCGAUAGAGAUCAGAGGACGGAGCCGCAGGAAAAAGGAUAUUGGUAGCGGGCUUACGUCGGUCGCGCCAACUAACUUAAACCCGAUACCAACACCCAUUCCCGAGGGCAAGGGGAAGGGAAAGGACACGAUCCCUUUCCCGGCCAAGCCUCUCGACAGGGCGACCGUGCGCGCCAUGCCGAACUUCUUUGAGAGCGCUCCGGGUAUUUACGGCGAGUGGAAGCCAGCUCGGCGCUGGUCGAUGUAUGGAUGA
Messenger RNA from Gloeophyllum trabeum ATCC 11539, 1380 nucleotides. RefSeq lists its product as uncharacterized. The transcript has 9 exons. The record is from RefSeq and is a predicted model, not a curated record. The coding region runs from base 1 to 1380 and encodes 459 amino acids. Lineage: Eukaryota; Fungi; Basidiomycota; Agaricomycetes; Gloeophyllales; Gloeophyllaceae.